AUGUCCGGCAGCGAGUCCCUUAGACAUUGUUUCCUAUGGGUUGGAAGUGUUAUAUUUGGUACAACAUUAGUUUUGCUGAUAUAUAUAUGUCCUCUUCUUGAACUUACGAAAAUAUUGUAUUUUCAAAUGCAUUCGAGUGCAGUUAUGUUAAGUAGUCCUAUUAUUGAGUACAUGUAUUUAGCCCUGUCCAUUCCACUUCCAGUUGGUUUAAUAUGGUUGGGUGUAUUGAGGCGUCGUUGUAGUGUUGGGAUUAUAAGGGCUAAGAUAAUAGAAGAAUUAUGCUUUGUACCGUUAUACAUGAUUGUAAUUUCAGUCGGUAAAGUUGGUGAUGUAGCUUUAUUUUGCCCGGCUAGAAAUUAUGCACGUUUAGAAGUUCACAAUGCAUGUGUAAUCAGUACAAUCAACUUUUUAGCAAUGUGGUUAUAUACUAUUUUGUUAGUAUCUAGUAUAUUUGCAUAUUUCUGUGGAUGUUGUCCAGAUGAAAGAGAUUUUGAUUUAAAGACCAAAUUUAAAUAUUUGUCAUCCGUUAAUCUUGGUUCUCAAGAUGAUAAGGAAACAUUAUUAUCAAAAGCUUAA
This is a messenger RNA of Dentiscutata heterogama, 576 nucleotides long. NCBI's taxonomy places the organism in Eukaryota, Fungi, Glomeromycota, Glomeromycetes, Diversisporales, Gigasporaceae. The record is from the annotation of a GenBank genome assembly.